Molecule: messenger RNA, 1335 nt
Organism: Mesocestoides corti
Lineage: Eukaryota; Metazoa; Platyhelminthes; Cestoda; Cyclophyllidea; Mesocestoididae
Source: the annotation of a GenBank genome assembly
AUGACUGCGCCCGGGUUAGCAGCUCUGCUACUAACUUGUCUUGCUGUUAUCUCGUCUACGGAACCACUUCGACGUAGACAAGAGUCGGAAGUGAGCGUCGAUUCGAGAUUCCGUAGACCCAUCUACAACGCAACCAGAUUCAACGGAGUUAAGUCAAAGAGAGAACCUUCACCUAGUCAAGUAUCGAAACCGAACUCUCGUCACCUCCGAAAACCGCCUACUGAUAACAGAAAAAGAAUAAGGAAAAUUCAGCCCGAGAAACCACCUCAACCACCAGUUGAAAAGCUUAAAAAGCCGUCGGUUGCCACACAGAAAGGCAAUGUUUUCAAAAAACCUUUAACCAAAAACGUCACCAAUGACUUCGUCGCAGAAAGGAGAGGUGAGUCGGUAGAAGGUUCGCCUACCAAGGCAGCUGUGGGUGGUUUAAGGAGAUCUCAAAGAGCGCACAGGCGACAAUCUGAUUCUGAAGAGGUUGCCUCAAAACCAACACAACCGGUUACCGAUGUUAGUCAAACUUCUAAGGCUCAGAAUCAAAACAGAGAUUCAUCUAAUGACCAGAAGAAUAUGAUGCAAAAUAACCAAACCGUAGGCGACGUCCAAAGCGAUUUUCAAGCUAAAAAUGACUCCGAACUACUCAUCAAACCGGCUAGGAAGACAUCACUGGAACGCAAACGGUUUCAACCACCACCAGAGAGUUAUCUUCCCCCGAAUUGGGGAUUUGACGGUGGUUUCAGGGGGGCGAUGCCUGAACCCGUGACACCAUUCAUCAACACCCACUGGUCUGAGCCUGAACCGUUUCCCUAUUUCCAUGGCGAGAGUGGGCCAGCGCUCUUUACACAUCAUCCAAGACUGCCAUGGACUGUUCCAGAAGUACCUUUCACGCAUUUCAAAGACCCUCGAGAGUUUCCCGUCUUUGAACAACCCCAAAUGGUCCCACCAGAGCCGUUCUGGUUCCCGCAACCACCUCAACCAGAUUUCAUGUGGCCUCAGGAGACUGUUCACGUUGGGCCGUCAAGGAGGAAGGCAGGAAAAGCAACGAAGAAGGCAGUUAAAUCUACAACAACAACAACUACUACUACUACUACCACCGCCGCACCCACUAGCAUUGCUUCCACGACCGUCGGAGCUACUGCAGCUGCGAUUUCCCUGACGUCAGCAUCGACUGCUCUGCAAGGCGACAAAACAUUUGAGGCAAUCCAUGAUCUCCUCGUGAAGCACGAGGAGGAACUCCAAAGCGAAAAAGACCCGAAAAAGAGGGCAGAAGCUGGCAAGGGACUAGCUGAAGUAAUAAAAACAUAUGGUCCGGAAAUUGACCAGGCUCUGAAGAAGCUCUGA